Microthlaspi erraticum is the source of this 1086-nucleotide messenger RNA. NCBI's taxonomy places the organism in Eukaryota, Viridiplantae, Streptophyta, Magnoliopsida, Brassicales, Brassicaceae. The record is from the annotation of a GenBank genome assembly.
AUGGUUUCGUGGUUGAUGACGAUCAAGGCGGUGCUAAUCUCAAGCGGCGUCGCCUCCGUGGCUCUGUUGCUCAAGGUCUCUGUUCCGGUAGCUGUCGAUUUCUCCGUUUCGCGAGCUCCGAUCCUGUGGAGUUGCUUGUUACUGUGGCUGAAACCGCCGUAUCUCUACGUCCUCACCAACGGAAUCAUCAUCACCAUCGUCGCUUCUUCGAAAUAUUACCGAAGCAUUGGCCACCAUGACGAGCAGGAAGACGAUGGGAUCGUGUACGGCGGCGGCGGUGGAGAUUAUAAGAUCCAGACGGAGCCGAUUGUCCAUGAUCAAGCUUCUCCGCGGAUUCUGGAGGUUAAGGAUUUGAAUCGGGAUUCGCAUUUCGGUUUUAUAAUCGCGAAUCCGCCGUCUCCGCAGCUGGAAUCGGAACCGGAGGUGGUUACGGCGGUUGUGUAUGACGAGGCGGAGGAAGAGAAGAUGAUGGAUCCGGUGGCGAUGGUGGAGGAUGAAGAGGAGGUUAAGAGCGUGAUUACGGCGGAGAAUUCCGAUCUGGUUAGAUCCGGUGGUGGAAUUGAGGAGGUGAUGUUGCCGCCGGUUUCAAAUUGGAAACAUCUGCCGUCGAGGAUGAAUGAAUCGGAGAAUCUUCCUCCGACUGAGAAGCCUCUGGUUUCUUCAAGGUUCGGCCACCGGAAAUCGGUGAAAGCUACUCCAGAAGUUGGAAGAGCGUUGAGAGUGGCGAAGCCGAAGAAGAACGAGACACUUGAGAGUACGUGGAAGAUGAUAACGGAAGGGAAGUCAACGCCGUUGACCACCAGACAGUUAUACCGGAGAUCCGACACGUUUAGCCGUGGAGAUUCCGGCGGGAGUGAGGCGGAGGUGGCGAAACCGGUUUAUAAGAAAUCGGAGACGUUUAGGGACAGGACUAACUAUUACCAGUCGCCGGAGACGGCGAAGGUGGUGAAGAAGGAGCCGUCGCUGAGUCAGGACGAGUUGAAUCGGCGAGUCGAGGCGUUUAUAAAGAAGUUUAAUGAGGAGAUGAAGUUGCAGAGAAUGGAGUCGUUGAGACAGUACAAAGAGAUCACUGGUCGUGGGGUUUAG